Messenger RNA from Trematomus bernacchii (emerald rockcod), 2955 nucleotides. Its product is annotated as protein phosphatase 1 regulatory subunit 29-like. The record is from RefSeq and is a predicted model, not a curated record. Bases 1 to 2955 code for a protein of 984 amino acids. Gene Ontology annotation, molecular function: protein binding. The transcript is spliced from 4 exons. Gene Ontology annotation, cellular component: plasma membrane. Lineage: Eukaryota; Metazoa; Chordata; Actinopteri; Perciformes; Nototheniidae.
AUGGCCAGCAGACAGCGCUUGUCCUCCCUGUUCCUCUCCCUCCUGCUCCCUGCACUGUUGCUCCUCCACAUGCCGGCCUGGGUGAAAGGCGACUGCUGGCUCAUAGAGGGGGAUAAAGGCUACGUUUGGCUGGCUAUCUGCAGUCAGAACCAGCCUCCGUACGAGACCAUCCCCCAGCACAUCAACAGCACGGUUCAUGACCUGAGGCUGAAUGAGAACAAACUUAAGGCUGUGCUCUUUACCUCCAUGUACCGCUUCACAAACCUCACUGACCUCAAUCUCACCAAGAACGAGAUCAGCUACAUAGAGGAUGGAGCCUUCACUGGACAGGCCAACCUACAGGUUCUUCAGCUGGGCUACAAUAAGAUGACUAACCUGACUGAGGGCAUGCUGAGAGGUCUGGGUCGAAUCCAAUGCCUCUUCUUGCAACACAACCUUAUUGAGGUCAUCGCUAGCAAUGCCUUCGGGGAGUGCCCCAGCCUCAGCAGCCUGGACUUAUCUUCCAAUAAGUUGGCUCGUCUUGAACCGUCUACAUUCAUGGGCCUCGACAGGCUGCAGGUGUGUGAACUGGCGGGAAACCCGUUCCACUGUAGCUGUGAACUUUCCACUUUCCUCAACUGGCUGGAGGCGUUCAACAAUGUCACCCACACCUACGACCGCCUCCAGUGCGAAACGCCUCUGGAAAUGAAUGGUUAUCCUCUUCUGAGCCCGCUGCCCGGGCACGGAAGAAAUGCCCAUUACACUCUUUUAUCCAUGUGUCGCAAUGGUGUAAUAAUUCCAGGGAUGACCUCACAGACACCAGAUCAAGAUGGGUCAGGCAUGGGUUUGGAUAACCCAGAUCAAGGUCUGUACCCCCAACCAACCAUAUCCUCCACUGCUGACCCCACCUAUCCCAAUCAGAUUUCCAUGAAGCUUCAAACUGUCUCCCUCUAUAGCGCUUCUCUAUUGGUACAGAUCCCACGACCAUACAGUAAGAUGUACAUCCUUUCCCAGUACAACCACAGCUUUGUUGCAGACGUCAAGCCUCUGAAAUUGAAGAAGGAGAUACUCACUUUGGAGAAACUGAAACCACACACAAACUACACUUACUGUGUGGCGUCUGCAAGCAAAUCUCAGCGGUACAACCACACCUGUCUGUUCUUCACCACACGAGCUUUGGGGUCAGAGGACCCACAAGCCAAUCCGUCCACAACUACCCACUACAUCAUGACCAUCCUGGGAUGUCUGUUUGGCAUGGUCAUUGUGCUUGGAGUAGUCUAUUACUGUCUCAGGCGGCGACGCAUCCUGGAGGAGAAGAAGAAAGCUAUAAGCGUGAAGAAAACUAUUUUGGAGAUGAGGUAUGGCCCGGAGGCGGCUGCUGCAGUGGCCAAUGACCCGGGUGCGAUGCAGCGUCUCCAGGAGCAAGCUCACCACCAGCACCACCAUUCAGGUGGAGCAGGAGGCAAGCUGCCCCAGUCUGCCUCCUCUAGCACAGGCUUGCUCCACGGAUCAGCCAACACCAGUACUUCACGCCUCUCCACCUUGCCGCAGGUAGAAAAAAUGGCCACUGCCUUUUCUGAGGCAAUGGGCGGCAAGGGCAACUACAUUGAUGUGAGGACGGCGGGAAUGGCAGUGGAAGGCAGGGAGGGAGGGGUGGGAGCUGGAGGUGCAGUGAUGGGAGGGGAAGCAGUCGUGGAUAUGCGAGGUGGGGCUGAGAAUGGGACAGAGGCUGGGGAGGAUUCGGAUGAUGAUGGCCGUGGCUCAGCAUCAGAGAUCUCCACCAUCGCCAAGGAGGUGGACAAGGUGAACCAGAUCAUCAACAACUGCAUCGACGCCCUGAAGCUGGAUACCUCUGCUUGUGUCGUAACCAGCGCUGACAACGCCAACUCCGUGUCCAACUCUCAGCCGCUAACUUGCAUCGCAUCCCUCCCUCGCAACCUCCUUCCUUUAUCUCCGGGCCACCUUGGCGAUCAGAUCAUGGCCUCCUCUCCAAAGGUGCAUCCAAAGUCUCACCCCCAACCUCAUCCUCAGCCUCACCCCCUGCAACAUCCUCAGCAGCAUCCUCAGUUACAUCCUCAGCCCCAUCCUCAGUUACAUCCCCCUCACCCGCCUUCCAUGGCCCCAGUGCCCCUUGUCAUGCCCCUGUCUGAGCGACCGGGCAUAAGCGGUGGGGGUUUCCUUUCCCCUCCUUACCGUGACCCACCGCCAGCCAAUGCAGUGCGGCCCCUUCAGAGGCAGUUGAGUUCUGACACUGCUGUGAAGAACCGUUGUAACCCUGCAGCGGGAUCAAACAAGAGUAACAGGGUGUACAGUGUGGAUAUACCCGAGCAGCGCAGCGACCCUCCCAAGUACCCGAUGGAAAAAGGAAGCCCUGUGGGUUGUGGUGGAGGGGGCGGAAAUGGAGGAGGUGGUGGAGGAGGUGGCGGAGUAGGCGGCUGCAACGGAAAUGGGAUGGGAAACAUCAAUGGUGGUGGGGUGAGUGUGAAUGGGGGUGGGAUGGGGUGUAAUAACGGGAACGGAGGUGGAGGUGGAGGUGGGGGUGCAGUGGUUGGCCCAGGACAGCACCAUCAGCAUCACUUGGAGGUUCAGCCAGACUACCACAGCUCUGAGCACCGCCACUCCUUCCCUGCGCUCUACUACGAGGGCGGCAACGAAUCACCCUUACCAGCCCAAAAGGCUUCAUUCCUCAAGCCACUGGGCCGCACCAAGAGGGAUGCCACAGCCACCUACUCCCAGCUCUCACCUUCCCGUCACCACAACUACAACUCUGGCUACUCCUCCAGUCCAGAGUAUUCGUCUGAGAGCACACUGCGGAUCUGGGAGCGAUUCCGGCCUUACAAGAAGAGCCCCAGAGAGGAAGCAUCCUAUAUAGCGGCAGGCCACGCCCUGCGUAAGAAGGUGCAGUUUGCCAAGGAUGAGGACCUUCACGAUAUUUUGGACUACUGGAAGGGGGUUUCUGCCCAACAGAAGCUGUGA